Messenger RNA from Chaetomium globosum CBS 148.51, 3021 nucleotides. RefSeq lists its product as uncharacterized. NCBI's taxonomy places the organism in Eukaryota, Fungi, Ascomycota, Sordariomycetes, Sordariales, Chaetomiaceae. Gene Ontology annotation, cellular component: TSC1-TSC2 complex. The transcript has 2 exons. Gene Ontology annotation, biological process: regulation of cell cycle; negative regulation of TOR signaling. The record is from RefSeq and is a predicted model, not a curated record. The coding region runs from base 1 to 3021 and encodes 1006 amino acids.
AUGGAGUGGCCCUUUGAACAGGCCGCCUAUCGUGCAAAUGCAACCUGGCUUCUGCUUCUUGCUCUCCUGACCGCUUAUCCUGCAAAUAGGUCUUCAACAAAGGACCUUGCCAAAGCCCUCAAUGGCUUUUUCCAGGCACCGACGCUGCCCCUUCCCGCCGAAAUAAACGGUAUCAUUGUCAAUUACCUCGAGAAGCACGAAAAGGCCGACGAAGGAUGCGGUGAGCGAUUGGGCGAUGAGUUGUCGGCCAUCUGGGAGAAGGCGGUGCAGGACCACCCUGAAAAAUACGCUGCUUUCCUCACGAUCCUACGGCAACUCCGCUCAGGCCUCCGGACGCCGGCAAGAGUUUUUAAAUGGUGGGACAAACUACUUGAUCCAGUGCUGGAUCAUGUCGGACAGGAGAAAGGCCUAGCGAAGGAGGCGAUGGACCACACACUUGAGCUCCUCUCGACCGACGAGUACGAUGAUCCAAUGGCCUGGAACGAAGAAGGUUUGGCGCCCCUCGUCCACCGGCUCCUGACGAGGUGGAUGGAGGCGCGCGAGACGGAGCCGGGUCUCCGUCAAUCGGCCGGCCUCAAGGAGCAGAUGAUCAAGGAUGCCCUAAUGGCGUUCGGAAAAAGAGACCCAAAGGGCUUCAUGACGGCCCUGAACGGAUUCGUGGUCAAAAGAGAGCAUAGGAACUCGGCCCUGAGUCUUCUCUGCGCGUUCGUCUCGAGCGGCCCGCCGCAUCUGCACCUCAUCCUACAAACCCCCUUGUUCGGGAACAUCUUGCAUUCCCUUCAGAAAGAUGAAUCCACCGCGACGGUCAAUUUAGCUCUCGUUGCUUUGGUCAUGAUCCUUCCCUUUAUCCCCAGUUCUCUCGUCCCGUUUCUCCCCACAUUGUUCAAUAUUUACGCUCGGUUGCUAUUCUGGGAUCGAGACUCGUACUUCGCCCAAAAACACACAGAAAUGGGAACAGAAAACGGCGAGGCCGGAGGCGGAAUGCCUUGGGACACGUCGCUGUUGGAUCCUGAUUACGACGGCCACUCCCUUUCUUACCUACCGGAGUACUUCACCCUUUUGUAUGGCCUGUAUCCCAUCAACUUCCUAGAUUACGUUCGCAAGCCCCAGCGGUACCUCCGGCAUGCGAACAAUGCCGACGAUAUCGAUGUCCAGGCCAUGGAGAUCAGAGACCGGUCGGAUCGGUUCAGAAAGCAGCAUCUGUUGCACCCAAACUUUUACAACCUCACCAUUGAAUCCGAGAAGACGGACCUCAGUCGGUGGAUCAAGAGCGAGGCGGAUGAGGUCCUGGCAGACUGUCUGGCUCUGGUCAUAGACCAAACACCUACCAAUGCUCAUGUUCGCCCGGCCACACCGCUCCCGGGCGGGCCUGGGUCGGCCGUGGGCGACGGUCUCGAACAAGAAGGGUCCGACUCUGCUCUUCUGACCAACCCGGCGGGUACCGAUCCCUCGCACCCGGCAUUAUCGAUAAGCUCCAUGUCCAUCCGCCGGGCUAAUACCCCGUCGCUCCGCCGAGGCUCCCAGUCGAGCCACCCAUCGAUGUACGAGUUCUCGGAAGCCCAGAACCGUGGACUGGACGAUGAUCAGUCAACAUCUCAUGAUCACGCUCCAGACAACAGUCGCUCCAGCGACCUCGUGAAAACGGCGCUCCAACAAUCGCUUCCCAACGAUAGCGUGCCAUCAAUAGCACUUAAUCUUCAUGAUCAAGGAGGAGAAAAGAGUCCACUGCAGCAGGCGACUGGCCACGGGUCGGGGUGCAAAAGAUCCAGCCUCGAGAUAGACGACCAAAUAGCAUUGUUGCAGCACCACAGGCUUCGGUUGAUCAACGAUCUGCAGUACGAGAGGUUUAUAAAAGAACAGCAUAUGAUACACAUGGGUGAGCUACGGCGGCGGCAAAUUGGGGUGUCGGCCACGGAAGCCGAAACGCAAAACCUUGUGAUGGCGAACCGCAGUCUGAAACAGCGACUAGACGAAGCCAAGAGAGGCGAAGCGCAGAUUAGGAAAGAGUUCGAUCACCGGCGGAACAUGACCAAAAAGUGGGAGAGCGACCUGUCGAACAAGCUGCGCGGCCUGCGCGAGGAGCAGAAAAGGUGGAGCGUGGAGGGUAAUGACCUAGGCCAGCAACUGAGAAAGGCGCAAGAGGAAUGCGAAAGCCUGCGCCGGCUCGUCGAAGAAGCAGAGCACAAGAGGCUGCAGUCGGAACAAAAUCUCGAGACGGUUGACAUUAGCACAGCUAUGAUCGAGAAGCUCAAGAGCGAGAUUGCGCGACUCUCGGCUUCGGAGCGGGAGCUACAGGGUAAGGAGACGAAAAUGGAUAUUGCGAUGCAAGAGGCGGCCGUCGCGGAGGCUCGGGUACAACAAGUGGAGCAGGAGACUACCGCCUUGAAGGAACAACUUCGCGAGACAAAUGGUCAUUACCAGGCGCAAAUCAAGGAACUGAAAGCGCAACUCGCCAAGGCGCACCAGCAAGACACGAAGCAGCCCUGCAACGACGUGGCCGCGGCGUACCAGAGUGCCCUCUCAUCAGCCCGGGCGAAGAACACGGCACUCCAGAGGCAAUACGAUGCGCUCAUGAAGAAAUGCACGGCCCUCGAAUCAACAUUAUUGGAUAUGCGGUGCAACGCCGAACAGAGGAGGGGAAGGACCGAGCGAGGCUCAUUAGCUGACGGCGACAGCGAGGCGUCGCUGAUGGGAAAAGGCCCGUCAGGAAUACGGAGUCGGCAGCGGGGCUCCUCGGAUCCGGAAGCUGCGGAGCAAACGUCCCACAGCACGGUACCGCCGUCGACUGAGUCGGUGUCAGGGGGUCCCGGAUCACAUGGCCCGCUGAGCCCGACAGCACAACACGGCCGGGCUGGCGACGCCGGUGGUGGGUCGGUGACAAGCCCGCAGGCCGACAGAAAUUUCCCUCGAGGGGGGGCUCAAAGCGCGGCGCGGAAAGAGCGCAAGGAUAAAAAAGAAGACAAGGGUGACAAAAAGGAUAAGAAGCCGAUGACCAUGAGGGCAAUACGGGGGUUUGUGUGA